GAUGUUUCUAGGGUUUUUUUUCCCGGCGGAUAUUGGAAUUGGACAAGCUGAAUUUGUUUGGAGCAGUAUGAGCAUAAACAACCCUGGCGAAGAAGAAAAUUAUUAGGGUUUGGUUCUGGCGACUGUGGUGCGGUUUUGGCGGUGGGGAAGAGCUUUGAGCUUUCCAUGGGCGAUGGAGGCGUUGCAUGUGUGCCUGUACAGCAUAUUAUGGAGCGUUUUUCAGUUUGUGGACCCAAGACUAACAACAGCACGUUCAGUACUUCUUCUUUAAAUUCUACUACAGCAACUGUGAAGAAGAAGAAAAAAAAGAUGAAUGGUAAGAUGAAAGCAAAGCGGGAGAAAAAAGUAGUGAACUUGAGUUCUAAGAGUGUUGUUAAAGAAAUUGAGUCUAAUGGUGACGCUGGAAAAGAUGAAGUUGAGGAGGGUGAAUUGGGUACUUUACCUGUGGACAACGGACAACUUGUUCCGGAGAAAUCAUUUUCGCGAAAAUUCGAAAUAAAGAGUGAAAUUGAGAAGGGGGAGAUUACACCUGAUGUUAAAAGGGGGGAGUUUCUCAAAGGAAGGUGGCGCAAAGGGGAAUGGGAAAAGGCUAACUAUAUUUCUGAUAAGUCUGACAGAAAAGGGGAGUUUGAUAAGAAUGAACCUGGUUAUGAACCAGGUGAAUUUGUACCUGAUAGGUGGCGGAAAGGUGAGGGCUCAGCAAGGGAUGAUUUUAACUAUAGCAGAACACGCAGGUAUGAUUUUGGUAAAGACAAGGGUUGGAAAGGGGACCUAGACUGGACGCCACCUUCGGUCAAGGACAAAGGAUGGAGAAAUGAUCGUGAAUGGACGCCACCUUCGGUCAAGGACAAAGGAUGGAGAAAUGAUCGUGAAUGGACGCCACCUUUGGCCAAGGACAAAGGGUGGAGAAAUGAUCUUGAAUGGACACCACCUUCGGCCAAGGACAGAGGAUGGAGAAAUGACCGUGAAUGGACGCCACCUUCGGCCAAGGACAAAGGAUGGAGAAAUGACCAUGAAUGGACACCACCUUCCUCAGGUAAGCAUUCUGGGGAGAAAGAUGGUGGUAGAAGUGGUGGAAUUCAGCAUAUGAAGAGGUUAUCUAGAUAUGAACCUAGCAUUCCAGAAAGGAACCCAAGGAUUAGUUCCAAGAUUGUUGGAGAAGAAGGUCCUUCCAAGAGCGAACUGAGAAAUGGCAAUAAUCCUGCAAGAGAAUACUUCUCAGGUAAUAGGUUAAAACGGCAUGGUACUGAUUCAGAUAAAAAUGACCGUAAGUUCCGGGGUGAGUAUGAUGACUUCUCAAGUUCAAAAAGCAGGAAACUUUCUGAUGAUGGAAGUCGAGCUGUAUACACAGCAGAUCACAGUUUGCGGCGUUCUACUGAGAAGUUGCACAAGAAUGCUCCUUCUAAUAGGAACAUUCCACCUGACAGGUAUUCUUCCAGGCAUUAUGAGACAUCUAAAGUUCCUUAUGACAGACUUAAUAGCAGUCCUCGUCAUUUGGAGAGGUCCCCACGUGACCGGGCCCGCCAUCUUGAUAACUGGGAUCGAAGCCCAGCCCGCCGUGAGAAGUCUCCCUAUGAUCGAGGCCGUAACUUUGAUCACAGUAGGUCUCCUUAUGACCGGAGUCGUCAUUAUGAUCAUAGAAGCCGGAGCCCAAGUUAUUCAGAGUGGUCCCCACAAGAUCAAGGCCGCCACCAUCAUAGGAGGGACAGGACACCAAACUUCAUGGAGCCGUCCCCACGUGAUCGGAGUAGGACUACUUAUCAUCGAGACACAGGUCGGAAAAGUGGACCAAGUGAUAAAAAGGAAAGUCAUUUUGAAGGCAAAAAGCAUGAAGGAAAGUUCAGUAGCCAAAAGGAUGUCAGUAUGAAAGAUCAAUUUGCUAAGGAUUCUGAGGUUAGAAGCUGUCCUGAAAAUAGUAACUGCUCAAUUGUUAAAAGUGGCAACCAUCCAGUAAACAAUGAUGGUUUGCCUCAAUGUCCUGCAGUGAAUGCCUUGGAGCCUUCAGAGGAAAGUGGAGCUGUUGAGGAGGCGGCAUCUAUGGAAGAAGACAUGGAUAUAUGCAAUACCCCACCACAUGUUACAACUGUAGCAGAAGGAACCAUUGGAAAGUGGUAUUACGUCGAUCAGUUUGGUGUGGAACAAGGACCUUCCAGAUUAUGCAAGCUAAAGUCACUGGUGGAAGAGGGAUACAUUGUGGCUGACCACUUUGUCAAACACGCAGAUAGUGAAAGGUGGGUUACUGUUGAGAAUGCAGUUUCUCCUAUGGCAACUGUAAAUUUUCCAUCAGUUGUUUCAGAUGUAGUUACACAGAUGGUGAGCCCUCCCGAGGCUUCUGGUAAUGUCUUAGAAGAUAAGUGUGAUCUAGCUCAACUUAAUGACCAGGUAGCUGUGGAUACUUUUCCUCCUUCAUCAGAGAUUGUACCAUGUCAUGGGGAUAAUUUGACUGCAGCUGAACCUUCUCUCGAACAUCAUAUUGAUGAGAGAGUAGGGGCACUAUUAGAGGGCUUUUCUGUAACUCCUGGCAGGGAACUGGAGAUUAUUGGUGAAGUGCUGCAAGUGACCUUGGAGCAUGUGGAGUGGGAGAAAUGGGGAAGUGUUGAAGGGGAACACUGGAAUCAAAGUUCAGAUGAGUUCUUACCUAGUUCAGAGGUGCAGAAAGAAUCCACAGAACCAAGGACCAGUGAUAAGGAAAGUGAUUUCUUCUGCAGUGACCCAGCUGAAUUGUUUUCUGGUCUGUGGUCAUGCAAGGGUGGUGAUUGGAAAAGAAUUGAUGAUGCGACACAAGAUAGGCUGUGGAAAAAGAAACUUGUUCUUAAUGAUGGUUAUCCUCUAUGCCUCAUGUCAAAAUCUGGGAUUGAAGACCCAAGAUGGCUGCAGAAAGAUGAAUUGUAUAACCCGUCACACAGCAGAAAGCUUGAUCUUCCAUCAUGGGCUUUUACUCCUGAUGAGUGGAAUGAUAGUAACGUUGUUGGAAGACCCAAUCAAUCUAAACCUCCAGUGUUAAGGGGUACUAAAGGGAUGAUGCUUCCAGUGAUCAGGAUAAAUGCAUGUGUAGUUAAGGAGCAUGGGUCAUUUGUAUCUGAGCCUCCUCACACUAAAGUUAGAGGAAAAGAUAGGCAUCCUCAGAGGUCAUCACGACCAUAUGUGGUGACUGGUGAUACUAAGAGGUCGUCAGAAGAGGCCGUCUAUCGCUCGAAAAGUAGGCAGGACCAAGAAUCACAUGGUUCCAGUAAGAGCAUCAUGCCCUUAAUUAUUCCAAAGGAUCGUCUUUGCUCAGCGGAUGAGUUACAAUUACAUUUAGGUGAGUGGUACUACCUUGACGGGGCUGGGCAUGAAAGAGGGCCUUUCUCGUUUAUUGAGUUGCAGGUAUUGGUUGAUCAAGGUGUUAUACCAGAAAAUAGCAGUGCUUUCAGAAGGGUGGAUAGGAUCUGGGUCCCAGUUGCUUCAAGUUCAAAGACAUCUGAUCUGUCAAAGAUGUGCCAAACACCCAAUGAGACUCUUGGAGCUUCUGAGUCAGAGUUGGAGAGUUCUCUACAAAGUGCACCUAGUGGUGCUCCUUGCACAUUUCAUGGCAUGCAUCCUCAGUUUAUCGGGCAUACCCAAGGAAAGCUUCAUGAGUUGGUCAUGAAGUCAUACAAGAGCAGGGAACUUGCUGCUGCUAUUAAUGAGGUCCUGGAUCCCUGGAUAAAUGCAAGACAACCAAAGAAAGAGAACAAUCCAGAUUUUCGUGCCAGCAAAAAGGCGAGGUGCCAUGGAAGUGAAGAAGAAUAUGAAAUGGAAGAGGACAUAUCGGUAUUCCAGAAUGAUGAAUGCCAGUUUGAUGAUCUAUGUGGUGAUGAAACUUUCAAUAGAGAAACCAUUACUACAUCUGGAAUAAAAAAUGGAAGCUGGGAUCUACUGGAUGAUCGUGUGCUUGGACGGGUCUUUCAUUUCCUUAAAGCUGAUGUUAAAUCUCUUGUUUAUGCUUCUUUAACUUGUAAGCAUUGGAGAUCCAUAGUAAAGAUUUAUAAGGGUAUCUCCCCUCAGGUUGACCUGUUAUCUGUUGCUUCCAGUUGCACUGAUUCCAUGAUGCAGACGAUAAUGAAUGGUUACAACAAAGAAAAGAUAACUUCCUUGGUUUUACGUGAUUGUACCAGCAUAACUCCCAGAAUGCUUGAGGAUGUUCUGUUUUCAUUCUCUUGUUUAUCCUAUAUAGAUAUUAGAGGUUGCAGCCAACUUGAAGAUGUUGCUGUUAAAUUUCCAAAUAUUAUUUGGAUUAGGAGCAGGAGCUCGAAUUUGAAAGUUAAGAGUCUCAAAAACAUUUCUGAUAGAACCUCAUCAUCUUAUAGAACUUAUAAUAGUCAGGAAAAUCAGAUGGAUGAUUCAAUUGGACUGAGAGACUACUUGGAAAGUUCGGACAAGAGAGAGUUUGCCAACCAGUUUUUCCGCCGGAGCUUGUAUAAACGUUCAAAGGCUUUCGAUGCUAGAAAGUCCUCAUCCAUGCUAUCUAGGGAUGCCCAAUUGAGGCAUUUGGCAAUGAGGAAAUCAAGAAAUUGUUUCAAGAGGAUGAAGGAAUUUCUUGCCUCAAGUCUAAGGGAGAUAAUGAAGGAAAAUACCUUCGAAUUUUUUGUUCCAAAGGUCGGAGAGAUUGAGGAGAAAAUCAGAAGUGGAUAUUAUGCUAGUCGUGGCUUGAAAUCUGCCAAAGAGGAUAUAAGUCGAAUGUGCCGGGAUGCGCUAAAAUCAAAAAACCGUGGUGAUGCCAAAGACAUGAAUCGCAUUAUUGCACUAUUUAUCCGUCUCGCUACUAGGUUGGAAGAUGAUCCCAAGUCAUUCCGUAGUACAAGAGAUGAGAUGAUGAAGACUUCGAAAGAUGAGUCUCCUCCAGGUUUCUCUUCUAGUACAACAAAAUACAAAAAGAAUCCUGCUAGAAUGUCUGAAAAGAAAUACUUCAACAGAAGCAAUGGAUCUUCCUAUGUUAAUGGUGUAUCCGACUAUGGAGAGUUUGCAAGUGAUAGAGAGAUCAAAAGACGCUUAUCCAAGUUGAGGUUGAAAUCCUUAGAUUCAGGGAGUGAAACAUCUGAUGAUCUUAGCAGAUCUUCUGGUGAUACUUCGAGUGACAACGAGAGUACUGCUUCAGAGACAGAAAGUGACUUGGAUUUAAGAUCAGAAUGUGGAGCUGCAGAAUCAAAAGAUUAUUUUACUCCAGAUGAUGGGUUUGAUUCUUUUGCUGACGAACGUGAAUGGGGUGCUCGCAUGACGAAGGCUAGCCUGGUCCCUCCGGUUACAAGGAAAUAUGAAGUCAUCGAUCAUUAUGUUAUUGUAGCUGAUGAGAAAGAAGUGAAAAGAAAGAUGCUGGUUUCUUUGCCAGAGGAUUAUGCUGGGAAGCUUAGUGUGCAGAAGAAUGGAACUGAGGAGUCUGAUAUGGAAAUUCCAGAAGUGAAGGAUUAUAAACCAAGGAAAACACUUGGAGAAGAGGUGAUAGAGCAGGAAGUCUAUGGUAUUGAUCCAUACACUCAUAAUCUUCUCCUCGAUUCCAUGCCAGAUGAAUCGGAUUGGUCUCUACUGGACAAGCAUUUGUUUAUUGAAGACGUGCUCCUUUGUACUCUAAACAAGCAAGUUCGGCGCUUCACGGGCAGUCACACACCAAUGAUAUAUUCUCUGAAGCCUGUUUUCGAAGAGAUUCUGGAAACUGCAGACAAAGAUCAGGACAAGAGAACUGUACGUUUAUGCCAGUUCAUGCUGAAUGCCAUUGAUACUCGUCCAGAGGACAAUUAUGUUGCCUAUAGAAAGGGUCUUGGGGUUGUGUGCAACAAAGAAGGUGGCUUCAGCGAGGAAGAUUUUGUCGUCGAAUUCUUGGGGGAGGUUUAUCCUGCUUGGAAAUGGUUUGAGAAGCAAGAUGGAAUUCGCUCCUUGCAAAGGAAUAACAAUGAUCCUGCACCGGAGUUUUACAAUAUUUAUCUUGAGAGGCCAAAGGGUGAUGCUGAUGGAUAUGAUCUAGUUGUUGUUGAUGCAAUGCACAAAGCUAACUAUGCUAGUCGAAUUUGUCACUCGUGCAGACCUAAUUGUGAAGCAAAAGUAACAGCUGUUGAUGGUCAGUAUCAGAUUGGAAUUUAUAGUACACGACCAAUUGCUUAUGGUGAAGAGGUCACUUUUGAUUACAAUUCUGUUACAGAGAGUAAAGAAGAGUAUGAAGCGUCUGUCUGUUUAUGCGGCAGCCAGGUUUGCCGUGGAAGUUACUUGAAUCUUACAGGUGAAGGGGCUUUCCUGAAGGUGCUCCAGGAGUACCAUGGGUUACUUAACCGGCACCAGCUGAUGCUAGAGGCGUGCGAACUGAAUUCAGUUUCUGAAGAAGAUUAUAUUGAUCUUGGUAAAGCUGGACUUGGAAGUUGUUUACUUGCUGGUCUGCCACAUUGGUUGAUUGCUUAUUCAGCUCGUUUGGUGAGAUUUAUCAAUUUUGAGAGGACGAAGCUUCCCGAUGAGAUACUCAAACAUAAUUUGGAAGAGAAGAAGAAAUACUUUUCAGAUGUUUGUCUGGAAGUUGAGAAAAACGAAUCUGAGAUUCAGGCUGAGGGUGUUUACAACCAAAGGCUUCAGAACUUGGCUCUGACUCUUGACAAGGUGCGUUAUGUAAUGAGAUGUGUUUUUGGUGACCCCGAAAAGGCUCCCCCUCCUCUUGAGAGGCUUAAUCCCGAAGAAGCUGUUUCUUUUAUCUGGAGAGGAGAGGGGUCUCUUGUUGAGGAGCUGCUUCAAUGUAUGGCUCCUCAUUUGGAAGAUAGUAUGCUAAAUGAUCUCAAGGCCAAGAUUCGAGCUCAUGAUCCAUCCAGGUCAGAUGAUCUCGAGGCGGGCCUUCGAAAAUCCUUAAUAUGGUUGAGAGAUGAGGUCCGAGAUCUUCCAUGCUCAUACAAAUCUCGACAUGAUGCUGCUGCUGACUUGAUUCAUUUAUAUGCUUAUACAAAGUGUUUUUUUAGGAUACGAGAAUACAAGACUGUAACUUCACCUCCUGUAUAUAUAAGUCCUUUAGACCUGGGACCCAAAUAUACUGAUAAGCUGGGACCUGGUACUCACGAGUAUCGCAAGACAUAUGGUGAAAAUUAUUGCUUAGGACAGCUGUUUUAUUGGUAUAACCAAGCUAAUGCAGAUCCGGAGAAUUGUCUUUUCAAGGCGAGCAGGGGUUGCUUGUCUUUACCUGAAGCUGGCUCUUUUUAUGCUAAAGUCCAGAAGCCAUCCCGCCAACGUGUUUACGGCCCAAGGACUGUGAAGUUCAUGCUCUCUAGAAUGGAGAAGCAGCCGCAGAGAGCAUGGCCAAAGGAUCGGAUAUGGUCAUUUAAGAAUAGUCCCAAUGUAUUUGGCAGUCCUAUGCUGGAUGGUAUUCUAAACAAGUCUCCUCUAGAAAGGGAGAUGGUACAUUGGCUUAAGCAUAGACCUGCAAUCUUUCAGGCCAAGUGGGAUAGAUGAAAUUUUGUGGAGCAGCAUUAGUAGGACAACACUUGCUGUUAGGAUACUGAUUGCUUAGAGAAACGGUGUUCGAUGUUAGAAUCGAAUCCCUCUCCCUAUUGGAAAGGGGAGAAUAGGUGAUUGCUUCUAGUCUUUGAUUUCUUUAUGCUGCCUGCUUCAUCACUUGAUUCUUGUGUACAGUUUCUAUAUCCUUUUUCAUUCUUGAUCAGUUUUGUAAUAUGUAAUUCAUUGUCAUGGGAAAAGAAAAAUUAGUGAAUGAGUUCCUAAUCUUUAUUUUAGAUGUAAAUGGAUUAAGUAGAUAUAGUAUUUUCAGUC
Messenger RNA from Solanum verrucosum, 7749 nucleotides. RefSeq names its product histone-lysine N-methyltransferase ATXR3. The record is from RefSeq and is a predicted model, not a curated record. The coding region runs from base 166 to 7434 and encodes 2422 amino acids. Lineage: Eukaryota; Viridiplantae; Streptophyta; Magnoliopsida; Solanales; Solanaceae. Gene Ontology annotation, molecular function: protein binding. The transcript has 19 exons.